This is a messenger RNA of Colletotrichum paranaense, 2448 nucleotides long. RefSeq lists its product as uncharacterized. The record is from RefSeq and is a predicted model, not a curated record. The transcript has 3 exons. Bases 1 to 2448 code for a protein of 815 amino acids. NCBI's taxonomy places the organism in Eukaryota, Fungi, Ascomycota, Sordariomycetes, Glomerellales, Glomerellaceae.
AUGGAAGACAACUUCACUCACCACGCUCCUGUGGUGUCUCGUCGGUCAUCAGGCCAACAGCAGAAGCCUCUUCGACACCCUGCCGAGCCAAGAUACACUUCUCUUCCACCCCUUCGACCUAGAAAUUUCACACCGCGUCACUAUUCUAUCUCACAGGGUAGUUCAUCGCGUGAGCGCGGUGCAGAGGCCGAGUAUCCUCUACAUCGCACCAACUACAUCCAGCCAUCGCCAGCUUCUCAGUCAGGCUCUGAGGGGUUCAAUAGCUCUUUGGCAGCUUAUCAGCAAAUUCCAAGAACUCCGUUCCCUGAACCUCCAGCCAUGGCUUCUUCACUCGGUCCGAUUCAGUCGCAAUCGCACUUUCCGUCAGCUAUCGAUCACGAUAGGCAUAGCAUUCUGGGACCACACCCUCCUCCCAAUACUCAAUGCACAGCUGGCCGGAACGCAUCUUCUCUACCAUCAACCGAGUUCUCUAGAAGCUAUCGAGAGAAUCCUUCGGAAUAUCGUUUCCAGAAGGCUUCUACCGUGUCGAGUCUACACGCUACAGCCGAACCCAGGGCAACAUCCCAGGCUGCCGACAGCCUGUUCGUCGAUCAAGGUGGUUUGCAUCGCAGUAACCCACUGCUUGAUGACCCGACUGCACACCUUCACGCACCUUCUUCACCUUUGAGAAUUCCGUCGCCUGCCAACGGCGACCAUAUUGGACACCUGAGAUUUCUAGAUAAGCUGCAGAGUCGGGCUUUCAAAAGUGGCUUCUUCCCUGACACCGAAGAACGCGAGAGCCGUGGAAGUACCUCCAAAAAGCCUACAACUACGGCUGCCUCAGCCGACGGCCUCCAGGAGGGGAUUGCAGCAAUCAGAGUUUCUGGCUUCAUUCUUGAAGAUGAAGACGAAGAAUUCCAAACUUCUUCCAGCACGGGUAGACAGAAAAAUACACAAAUAGCAGCUAGCAAGGCCAAGACUACUUCCCGGCCUCGCACAUCAUCGUUAUCCUCGACUCUAGUCGGUCAUGAUAUCGAAUCUCAAGGCCUUCCCAAGAAACAAUUAAAGAAUACUGAUGCAACACGCCUGGAUUUGGACACCACCCACAACACCGGCAAAAAGGAAGAUGUGGCUACCGCAAAAAAACCGACUGUACCAAAAAGCUUCAGUCUGCUAUCCAACAUGAUGGCCAAGGCGCCCAAGCCUUCCAUCAGAAUUGUUACCGUUCCGAAGCAUGAAAACGAUUUGAAAAGGAACACUCAGUCGACGACAACGAAGGGGUCGAAGCGCAUCCGGGAUGAUCUUGCACCUGACCAGUCGUUUCCGGCUCCAGCCACCAAGAAGCAGAGAGUGGAAACCCCUGCGAAGACCUCAUCAACCGCAAAGGCGUCUUUUGCUACACGGGGUCGGUCUCUCCGCACAACACCAAGCCAGAAGCCGAAAGUGUUGAAUCAGCGUAGAAUGGACCCCGACACGUUGGGCUUGGUGGCCAUCAAGACUUUGCCAGGCCCUUUGUACGAACCCGAACAACCCCUUCCUGGGUUCGCCAAUAGCAAGUACGAAGGUGGAUACGGCAGUGACGACUCUUUUGCUUCUCUUAGCAAGAAUGCUCCGACUGGCUUAACAACGGGUAGGCCUAGAAGCCAUACACUCCCCAACUCCAAGACAGGAGGUACACCCAACUAUGCUAAAUCACCGACGUCAAACUUGCUCCGUUCUAUAAGAAGCGACUCUGGUGCCCGUGAUCCUGCCCCAACCCAACCUAGCACUGAACGUAGUAGAAACAACCACUCGAUAACUGAUCGCAAUUGUCCCAUAUCAAAGGGUGAAGGAAUGGAUCGCCAUCGCCAGAAGGACCGGCAGACAUGUAGCUCCCACACGCAUAGUCGUAUAGGACGAGCACAAGUGCAACCGGGAAACAAUCCCCACACAUCCGAAAGACAGCUUGUCGAGAGACUUCGAUCUCCCGGUGGUUGGCAUACGCCUGUCUCCAAGAGAAGCGCCUCGUCUAUUCUCAGCCCGAAGUCAAUUGAGGAUCAGGAGACAGAGAAGAAGCGCAGACGAAACCAAACGGCGCCGCCUCGCACUGAAGUGAACAAGCAUGAAGUGACUCGGGGUUCUGAACGGGUGAUGUCGUCUCACGGAAACCACGUUCGGCCUCGGUCGGCAGUGCUCGAACAUAUCAUCACCAUCGCGAACAGAUCGGGCGACAUGUCUGUGGCUAACACUAGCGACGCAAAAACGCGAGUUGCAGAUGAGAGGCAAACCCCUGAGGCAUAUGCCGAAAGCGUGGAGGAUCACGUCAAGAUCCUACACCGAGAAAUGGGACCUAUGAAGAAGCAGAGAAUGAAAGGAUUGGCCAAAUUGGGCACACAGAGGAAGAUGAAGAAAGAGCAUCAUGACGAUUCUUCAGCUCUUUCGGACGCCACAGCCCCGAGCAAGCGAGCAAGCUUUCUUCCAAAGUUGUGA